AUGGCCAACAUCGAUCCCGUAAAUGAGCCAUAUGACGACAAUUUGUAUUUUGAUCCCUCGGUUUUGGAUAAAAAGGAAUAUGAAGAUUUCUCUCACUUCUUCCAAGUUGAUAUUGUGUUCGGCAGUAGGGAAGAAUUAAUCAACUGGGCGAAAGAAACUGCAGUUAGUCAUUGUCACCGUUUGAUUUGUCAGUCUAGAAGGGAGAAUGCACAGUACAUGACGUGUGACAAAUACGGACAUGGCCGACAAACGAAUAUCGAUGUGGAAGAUCCUAGAAACUCAGGAACAAAAAAAUGUGGUUGUCCGUUCAAAUUGAUUGGCAAAAGGUCAAGGUUUGAUGAAUUAUGGCGGUUGACUGUCAGCGAUGGCAGGCAUAGUCAUCGUCCGACUUUGUUUCCUCACGGACAAGGUACGACUAGUCGUAUAACUCCGCAACAGAAAGCAAGAAUUAAAGAAUUGCGAAAUUCUCACGUGAAGCCAAUGCUGAUCAUGGAUAGACUGAGAAAAGAUGAUCCGACGAUACAAACCUCUAUGAAGCAUGUUUACAAUGAGUUGGCCAAGAUUAAAUCUGAGGAAAUGGAGGGCAUGACUGUUAUUCAGUUUAUGAUGCAUAACUUUCAAAAAGGCGAGUAUCGAUAUUGGCAUCGCGUCGAUAGUGAAACGAGCAACACGAUUACAGAUAUUAUGUUUGCAUGUCCCGAAUCUAUUCAGUUAUUACGGUUGUUCCCGUAUGUUAUAUUGAUGGACUGCACAUACAAAACCAAUAAGUAUGGAAUGCCUCUUUUGGAAAUAAUUGGGAUAACUCCAGUUGGGAGGAAUUAUACAAUUGCUGUUGCAUUUAUGUCGCAUGAAGAUGCAGACACCUACGAGUGGACUUUGAAUUGUUUGAAAGAGUUGCUAGAUGGUGUCGAACCUGAUGCGAUCUUGACAGACAGAGAGUUGGGUCUUUUGAAAGCACUGCCAAAUGUCUUCCCAUUUUCGUAUCAUAUGUUGUGUAUAUUCCAUAUAAACAGAAAUGUUGAGGCAAAUGCGACGAAAUUUAUGGGAGGCAACAAGGACCAAGGUCUAAUAUUCCGACGUGUGCUGUGGGCUAAGCUGGUGAAAUCAGAAACCGAAGAAGAGUAUCAUUACAAUUACAAUGAAAUUGUUGGACGGUAUGCAGGGUAUCCUAGGCUGAUACAGUAUUUGAAUGAUACGUGGUUGAUAUACAAGGAGAAGUUUGUUCGUGCCUAUACUCGCAAUGUGUAUCAUUUUGGCAACACGAGCACCAACAGGGUGGAGAGCGCUCAUUCUUCAGCGAAGGGUUGGUUAAAUGCUUCGACCGGAGGUCUGGAUAACGUGCAAGGCAAACUUCGGGACCAAGUUUAUAUCCAAAUUAGUGAGCUGAAGUGCGAUUUUUCAUGCGAAGAAGGAUAUUCGGGUUACUGCAAGAACCUCUACGAAGAGACGAUGAAUCGUAUUCCCGAGAAUGCUGAUGGUUUGAAUGUCACAAGUUGGUGCAAUUUCGGUUUUUACAGUAUCGAUUUUAGAUGGGGGAAACCUGUGUGGAUAACAUAG
Molecule: messenger RNA, 1557 nt
Organism: Erythranthe guttata (spotted monkey flower)
Lineage: Eukaryota; Viridiplantae; Streptophyta; Magnoliopsida; Lamiales; Phrymaceae
Source: RefSeq, a predicted model, not a curated record